AUGGAAGACGGAAAGAAUGCGAAUCCGUUGGUUCUCAACCCAUCAGAUCUUCCGACCCGAAAACGACGUGCAUCAGCCCGGGAUGACCACUCUUUAGGCAGCUCGGCCUUUGCAUAUCCAGCCCCUUCCUUUGCCAUCGACCCCUUUACGCGCUCGGCCAGCCCGUCGUCUCUCGACUCAAGUGACAGCGACGCAGAGGAAGAGCCCAUCGAUGCCCAGGAGAUUUACGACUUGGUGGCCACCAUGUCCGACCCUGAACAUCCCAUUACUCUCGGUUCCCUAGCCGUCGUCUCUCUGCCUGACAUUUCCAUCAAGCCAACCAUUCCGAACCGUCCGAACUCCAAUCUCCAGACAGUCACCGUCUUGAUCACCCCUACGAUUCAACAUUGCAGUUUGGCCACCGUAAUAGGCCUGGGGGUGCGGGUCCGGCUGGAAGAGUCACUCCCUCCCAGAUUCAGGGUUGACGUUAGGAUCAAAGAGGGUACACAUUCAACCGCGGACGAAGUUAACAAACAACUGGCAGAUAAGGAGAGAGUGGCUGCGGCUUUGUGGAACCCUACAUUGCAGAGCUUUAUCAAGAAAAUGCUGGAGACUUGCGAAUGA
Fonsecaea erecta is the source of this 603-nucleotide messenger RNA. RefSeq lists its product as hypothetical. Gene Ontology annotation, biological process: iron-sulfur cluster assembly. The transcript has a single exon. Bases 1 to 603 code for a protein of 200 amino acids. Lineage: Eukaryota; Fungi; Ascomycota; Eurotiomycetes; Chaetothyriales; Herpotrichiellaceae. The record is from RefSeq and is a predicted model, not a curated record.